Messenger RNA from Lactuca saligna, 1410 nucleotides. The record is from the annotation of a GenBank genome assembly. NCBI's taxonomy places the organism in Eukaryota, Viridiplantae, Streptophyta, Magnoliopsida, Asterales, Asteraceae.
AUGGAAACAACGAUGGUAGAAGGACAAAAUAAACCUAAACGGCUAAAAUGUCAAGACUUGGAGGAAGAUCGAAUCAGUGCGUUGCCAGAUUGCUUGCUCCAUGAAAUCCUCUCUCGUUUACUCUCCACAAAAGCCGCCAUUAGAACAGGUCUACUCUCAAAACGAUGGAAACAUCUUUGGACUUUGGUUCCUUCUCUCUAUUUCAAUGAUUAUAUAUGUAGUAGUACCGGGCCUGAUUUCUUUUCAAACGUCGACAAAACCCUAACUCAAUGCCGUCAAUUGAAGCUCAAGAAACUCGAUGUUGAUAUAUGUUAUAAUAUUCGAUCUGGAUCGCAAAUCAGCAAUUGGAUUCGUUAUGCUAUAGAUUGUAACGUUGAAGAGCUUAAGUUAAAGUUACUUACUAUGAAAGAUGAAUUUUCGUUAGAUCAAUCUUUCUUUAUCAACACAUGUUUUACUGAUCUGACAAUAUCAGGCUGCAAAUUUAACCCAUUUGGGGUGAUUAGUUGGAAAACGCUUAGGAAUUUGUGUAUUUGCUUUACAUAUUUAGAUGCAAAUUUGAUUGAAAACAUAUUAUCUGGUAGUCCUCUAUUGGAAACUUUGAAAUUAGAAGGUUGCUAUGGUUACAGUCGGCUCGAUAUUACUUCAAAAAGCUUGAAGAACUUGGUGUUAUCUGGAUACUACUAUUUUCUACAGGAUGAUCAAUAUGAGGAUGAAUAUGACCAUCUUGACAAUAUUAUGGAAAUCAAUGCGCCUAAUAUUCUAUCACUAACAAUCGAAGGUGAUCUGUGGUUGUGGGAUCUUUUGUUGCUAGAUGUGUCUUCAUUAAUUGAAGCUAAUUUAGAUUAUACAUCUAAAAGCUUGUUUGGCGAGAUAAGUGGAAAUGUUAGUGCUUUUAAAGAAGCGGAAGAAGAGAUGCUUAAAAGAUUUAUACUAAAUCUUUCCCAUGUCAAGGAGUUUAAAAUUGGGUUUCGAUGUAGUAAGGUUGUGUCUUGGUUGGAAGCAAAAGGUUUUGUUUUUCCAUCAAAUAUCAAGUUUUCUUAUGUUACUUGUGAUUGGCCUGAUACUGAUGCUGAUUGGUCUGAUAGUAAUGGUGAUAGUGAUACUGCAACUGAUGACGAUUCAGAUGAAAGCGGAGAUGGGGAAGUGUUCUUGCUUGAUGAUGGUCCUAAUUCAGAUAAUCAGCUUAAUUGAUUGGUGACGCUUUGAAUUCAUGUUAACGCAUUUUAGUCAUCUCUUUUUAGGUUGUUUUUGUCCAAGUUUACUUGGUUGGGUUGGGUAUUUGCUUGAUCAUGGUCCUCUGGAUUCUGCAUCAUUUCUUAUUUCAAGAUAUUGAUCAUUUUGUAAUUUUCUAUUGCAUGUAACAAACGCAGCCUACAUUGUGUGUGUUAUGUAUACAUUUGUGUUUUGGAG